Messenger RNA from Polypterus senegalus (gray bichir), 2721 nucleotides. RefSeq names its product polyamine-modulated factor 1-binding protein 1-like. Lineage: Eukaryota; Metazoa; Chordata; Cladistia; Polypteriformes; Polypteridae. The transcript is spliced from 7 exons. The record is from RefSeq and is a predicted model, not a curated record. The coding region runs from base 33 to 809 and encodes 258 amino acids.
ACUACUUUGUUGCCCUCCUUGAGACCUGUCUCAUGCUACAAAACAAAGCUUCCAAAACACAACAAUGGACUGGGAAGCCAACUACGUUGUUGUCUGACAGUAAGACCCCUGUAGUACAGAAGGAGCUGUCUGGUGUGACAGGAGUAGCCAUCCCUGCACAUACGAGAGCUGAGGAAUCUAAGAAUGUUGUCUGCAGAAAAGAUAAAGGUGAUCAGCAAAGAAUCACAAGACACAAAUCUGUCCAGGUUUGCUUUGAUGAUCAAAGAAGUUUGUGUGAAAAAAUUGUAUCCCUUGAAAAGAAUGUUUUCCAACUGCAAAUUGAGUUGAAGGAAAAGAAUAAUGAAAUUUCCAGAUUAUCACAAAUAAUGUAUGAUAAGGAUGUGACUCAUACAAGACAAAUUCAAGAACAACUACAGGUCAGUGCUGCAAUGAAAGACAAACUAGAGAAAGCUGAAAAAAAUGCACAGGAGAAAACAGAAUUAUAUCAAAAGUGCUGUGAAAGUUAUGAAGAAACCAUUUUAGGCUUGAAAUUGCAGCACGAAAAUGUUGUUACAGGACUACAAAAAGAAAGUGACCUGCAGAGGUGCAACUAUGAGAAUACAAUUCAAAAAUUAAAACAGCAGAUCUCAAAUAUUAUAGAAGGAAAAUCCAGAGAAAGACAGCAACAGCUUGAAGAACUUGGGAAGGAGAUGAACAAACUUACAGAUGAAGCCAAUGCACUCCGAAGACAACUUGCAAGUAAUCAAGAUGCAAAAAAGGACCACCUAAGAAAGAUGACUUCACUGGAAAAUUAUCACAAACAAAUCUGACUAUAAACUCAUGGGAUCACAAUGGUAAACCUGUCUUCAUACAGAAAAGUGAAGUAAGACGCCUAAAUAACACUGAAUGUAUUAAAUGGAAAAACAGGAGGAUUUUAUAACUACAAGCAAGCCAACUUUAAACCUGUUCACAAUGGCAUUCUCUGUUCAGAUCUGAUGUAUUCAUACAUCAGUUCUUAUUCAACAUGUGUAUAGCUAUAGAAAUUAAAAACAUCCUUAUAAUAAAGUUGCUUGAUAUGGAAAUUGUUAUGGUAAGGAAAAAUGCAUAGCAGAGCAUGCAAGUUAGGUGCGACCCAAGUCACAUGACCUUGAAGGAACGUGUUUUUUCACAAGUGGUCUGUUGGUCGCAGCUAGGCUGUAUGUGCCUUUUCAUUUUAUUGGGAGGCUUACGUUGAAGUGAAGGAAAAGGGAGGUGUAAAAUGGUAGUGUCAUAGUGCAGUUUCGGUCAGUAAUAAGGUAUGCACCAAAUACCACAGUCGAUAAUUGGUCACAUUGAAGACUUGAAGAUAAGCCUAAGACCAAAACUCUUCCAGGAACACAGAUUCCUCGCUAUUAUUGUGGAGGGAUAUAGUUGUUGUGGCAACUGUUGUUUAUAUGUCGGACACGGACGGACACAAGUGAAAUGAUAUAAGGACUGCAAAGGUCCAGUCCUGCUCUCCAUCAUGGUCUGAAGCAGCCAGUAAUUUUAACUUGAGACUUCAACAUGAGAUUUUAAAUUUACAUCAGGUACUUCUUUCAAAAAUGUUAUGUUUAAGGAAUCUGAGCUACAGUUAGUCACAGAUCCUUGACCACCAAAAGCUGACAAUAGAACAGUCAAUCAGUGCUGUUUUUACAUCACUUGAAUUAGGAUCUGCUGUCUAUGAAAACUACUGAGCCACCUCAAGUGUUUUUGGGUGCUGUUUUUAACUAUAAGAAGUUGUAAAGUACUGUUAAACAGCAAGUAUUUAAUGUAGUCUACUAAUGCAUGUAGUUGCAUUCUACAGUAUUAUUAGUUAUUUUUAAUGGAACACUGUUACAAAAAUAUUUAAUAAAUAAAAAUGUGGUAACAGACUGAUGAUGUUACUAAAAAAAUUAAAAUGCCUUUAAAUCACUUUUAAAUCAUUUAACAAAUUAUUAAACAUACCUUCAGAUUUGUGUUACCCAAUACACACUAUGCUGCAAUACAUUUACUAAUUUGCAUGCAAUUUGCACAUCACGUACAAGAUCAGCAUUUGUAAUUAUUAGUUUGGACAGAUUUUUCUAUUGCACUGCUCUGCUUUUUAGUUAAUAUGUGUUCUAACAACAGAUUUUAAACACGUCUCCAGCAUCCUAAAAGUAUCGUUUUGCCCCAAUCCUGUGCCGUUUCACUCUCUACCCAGAAAUCCCUGAUUUGCUGUUGUAAAGCCGUUAAACACGCAUCAUUGCAAACGAAAGCUGAUUUUCCUUCCCAUUAAACAUACUGGAAAACAACUGCUAUUUUUCUGAUUUGCCUUUUAUUACAUUUCAUUUUAAACCAUAUUUUCAGUGUCAGUAAAGAAUAUGUAGCUACCUCAACCAAAACAUCUUUUCGAGACUGCUGGCUUGACCCAUAAUUCCUAAAACAAAGGCAAAAUGAAAAAUUAAUGUUCAAAGGGUUUUAUUUUUGGUAAUCUGUAAUGGGAGUGGGGGCACUGGAGAAUUCUGUUUAGUUUAAUCCUGUUGGUUAUUGUUUUGGUACUUGCCUUCCAUGCUGCAAAUUUAUCAAAUCAGGCUGCUUUGCAUGCUUAAUCUGCCUUCCACAUGGUGUUUUUUUCUUUUUUAAACGAUAACCUAACACUCCUUGUAAUUUGUUUUAAAGUUUUGCUGUGUAUUAACUGAAUUUUUGAGUUGAUGUUAAUGAAAGUGUAUGCCAAAUAAAAAAAUACGAGGAAAUAUUUAAAAAUAA